UCCGACUGCCUCCAGCAGCACACGGUCCGUCCCAAACCAAACGCCGAUCGAGGGGAGAGACAGAGUGAGAGAGGGACACUGUCUCCGUUCCAUCUCCGCUAGAUCUGCCCGUCGCGCUCUCCCUUCCCCGCGCCCCGCCCCGCCCCGUCCCGAUCCACCCAGCGAGCGCGGCCUUCGAGCUCGCCCGGCGAUGGUCGUGUGCAAAUGCCGCAAGGCGACCAGGAUUUAUUGCUUCGUCCACCAGGUUCCAGUCUGCGGUGAGUGCAUAUGCUUCCCGGAGCAUCAGCUUUGUGUGGUAAAAAACUAUGCUGAAUGGGUUGUUAACUCUGAUUAUGACUGGCCACAACACUGUUCAUCUUGCAAUUCGGUUCUGGAAGCUGGAAAUGAAGAAACUUUACGUUUGGGUUGCUUGCAUGUGAUGCACACUAAAUGCUUGAUAUCACAUAUCCAAAAUUUUCCAACCCAAACAGCACCAGCUGGAUAUGUCUGCCCCUCAUGUUCUAUGCCUAUAUGGCCACCUUCAAGCAUUAAAGAUACAGGCUCCCGCCUUCACGCUAAACUGAAGGAAGCAAUAGUCCAGACUGGAUUGGAGAAGAAUGUAUUUGGAAAUCAUUUUGUGACAAUACCUAAAGCUGAUACUCGCACCCCUCUGGCUUUUGCGUCGGAUCCUCUUAAACAUUUAUCCAGUUCUGAUGAUAGAGAAUCUAAUGGUGCAAACACAAUUAGCUCAGAUAAAGAUGCAGCUUUACCGUCAGCAUUGCAUUCUGGAAUGUACUCUUCUGCUGGUGUAGGAUCUGGGCCAUCUAUCAAUGUUGAACCAGAAAUUGUUGAAAUAGAUGGUCCUAAUCCGGUAAUAAUCCAAUUCCCAGAACAGGAGUCCAACUUCAUCAGAAGUCCAAGCCCACAUGGGCCUGGUGCCAUGACAAGAAAAGGUGCUACCAAUGUUGAUAGACAAAAUUCAGACAUUUCUUAUUAUGCUGAUGAUGAAGAUGCAAACCUCAAAAAGUAUACUAAGAGGGGUACUUUUCGUCACAGAUUUCUAAGAAUGCUGCUGCCUUUCUGGUCUAGUGCACUGCCAACAUUACCUGUCACAGCACCUUCAAAAAAAGAGAGUGAUGCUCCAGAGGGCCGCUCACGACAUCAGAAAUCAUCAAGAAUGGAUCCCACAAAGAUCUUACUUGCAAUGGCUAUCAUGGCAUGUAUAGCAACGAUGGGAAUUCUCUAUUACCGGUUGUCACAGCGCAGUCUUUCUGAAAACUUUGUUGAGGAUGAGCCUCAGUAGCACUAUGGAGAUGUUCGACCUUGCAGUCUUUCUUGUACUGCUUUGCUGCUGAUUCGAAGGGUUUACCCUCACUGUAUAUUUUUUUUUCUUUUCCCUUUUUGUGGGUCUUUUUGGUGGUUGAGGGUGCAGUAGUUGUUAGUUACAUAUGAGUUAUAGUGGACUGUUUCCAUAUCUUGAUUCAUGCUUAUGUUUAUGUAAUUAUAAUUCUAUACAAUAUUAUGUGUUGUCUACACUUAA
Messenger RNA from Phragmites australis (common reed), 1519 nucleotides. RefSeq lists its product as uncharacterized. The transcript is spliced from 9 exons. The record is from RefSeq and is a predicted model, not a curated record. Gene Ontology annotation, cellular component: Golgi apparatus. Lineage: Eukaryota; Viridiplantae; Streptophyta; Magnoliopsida; Poales; Poaceae. Bases 191 to 1282 code for a protein of 363 amino acids.